UUGAAGAUUUCUGGACCGCUUCACUUCGACCGUCCACGACUUUUCUUCCAUCUUUGACUCGCAGUUAAUCAUGGUAUAUGGCUGGCCAUAUCAAAUCUGCUGCUGCGCAGCUGUGAGCGCGCGCUAGGGGCUUUUAUCCGUGUGCCGUGCGUUCUUUGUGACGUCGCUGACAGAUCAAAGGAAUUAGCUUUUGCUUUGAUCCGUCAGCCACAUGACAGGCAGCCAAAACCCAUAAAUAGAGGCUCUCACACAGAAACGUUACUGCUCAUCUGUUUGCAAAUGUUCAACAGUCGGCGUUCUCCAAAACAAGAAAAUUCUCCCGCUGUUCUCUCAAACCCGGAAAAUCAAAUGUCUGAUACAACCAUGUCAACACGCAGCGAAAAUGAAAAUUCGAUUGUGGUCACACCAGAACAGAUUAUGCCACCUAUCACAAGGUGCUUCGAAAGGCUCUCUGGAGGUCAGUGGAGGUUGAUAGAAAAUGGCACAUACGACUCGGGCGUCCUAGCGGUGCUUGCUGAUAUGAUUUGCGAAAUCAUUCAGAUCGCCUCUAGCAGCAUCCUCAAAAAUGCCCUUCCUGAUAUUCAGGAUCGCAUGACGAAGGAAGAUCCAGAGCCUUUAGAUGCGGGGAAAAUAAGCCCGUCCCUCGGAGACUCGAUCUCAGCCGCCAUCGCCAGCGCUCUUAAUGUCCCGAUACAGCAACAUGAGAGCGCUGACGAGCUGACACUGAUGGUUGAGGAAGAGAUCUCCGAAAAGGUCAGCUCAACAGUUGAACUCAUUACAAAAAGCCCCGAUCUCCCGCAAGACCCCGCCGUUUAUGUUAGCGGGAAAUGUAGUAAUAUUAAAAAGCUGCACCGCAUGGUUUGUCACGCUGCCUCGUGCCUUAAAAGGUCUGUAGCGCGUAAGCUGCGCUGCCGGUGUGUAUCAAGCGGGUCUGAUUCCGUGACAGAAAGUACAGAUUCAAAGAUAGUGCAAUCAGCAAUCACAGAGAUUUCUGCGAUUCUGUCAUCAAGCAGCUCAGAUGGAGAGAUGACAGAAAAAGAAGAAAUUGAGCUCCCAGACGAAUCAGCCCUAACAGAACAAGACAAAAUAAAACCAGUUGCAGAGAGCCAAAGUAUCCGAGCUCCAAUGCCAGUAGAAGUGGUUGCAGCUGACAUUGUAAAUGAGAUACUUGGGAACAUGGAUUCAAGCAGUGAAGAGCUCUGUGAGAGGUGUAGCUUACCCAAACCUGCCUUUAAUGCAGGAUUAAUUAUCAACAAGGUGAGAGACCUCUUCUCCAGAUGUUUGCCAUCCACCUCACACUCAGGGCUCAAAGCACGCAAACACCGCUUUUCCAUGUUUGCAAAAAAACAGUUUGAAAAAAUGAAAAAAGAGCUGAGACAAGUAAUAAAGGCAAACAGGAAAUUUUUUGUUUGUCUAAAAAACAUUUUCAAGUUCCACAAGUAUGAAACAGUGUCAUCUGAUGAAAGUAGCCUCUCAGGGUCAGUCCCAGAAACUCGUCCCCAGAGUAAAGAGGCUCAUCGAGCCCCUUCCCAAAACACGCUGCUUCGUUACAUGCGUUCUUCUCCAGCCGACUUUGACGCCAUUAGGUCAGACGUUAACCAGUUGUUUGACAAAUUAACAAAGAAAGAAGAACUCUUCAUCAUCCAUAAAACAUUGGACAACUUUAGAAAUAGUGGGGCAACCAGAGAUUUUACUGUGGAGUUGACGGGAAAAGUAUUUGAUCUACUUAUGACGGAUCGACUGUAUCAAAUCCCCGAACCUCUAAUGGGUAGAUCCCUCUCAGAUACAGUCAUCUCCAGGACUCCACAAAUAGCACCUGGCUCAAAGCGUCCCUUUUCUGCUGAAGUCCUCUACGUCCUCGUAGAAGACGCAGUAGAAAAGUUUUUACAAAAGCUUUUGCUCUGGGUGGAGAACGAAGACCAAGAUCAAAUGAUUGAGGACAAGGUUUCUGUGGUGGUGGAAGACAUUCAGAACUUUAUUAAAAGAACAAGGACCCCAACAAAGGAAACAAGCACAGAUUCAGAUGGCAGUGGAAGAGAAUCUGUUCCAUCACCUGUAACACGAAAAUCUGGGAGCAUUUCCCCAGAAAAAUCCUCUCUGUCACCUGAUCAGUCACCUGUAACACCGAGACCUGGGAGCAUUUCCCCAGAAAAAUCCUCUCUGUCACCUGUAACACCGAGACCUGGGAGCAUUUCCCCAGAAAAAUCCUCUCUGUCACCUGUAACACCGAGACCUGGGAGCAUUUCCCCAGAAAAAUCCUCUCAGUCACCUGUAACACCGAGACCUGGGAGCAUUUCCCCAGAAAAAUCCUCUCAGUCACCUGUAACACCGAGACCUGGGAGCAUUUCCCCAGAAAAAUCCUCUCAGUCACCUGUAACACCGAGACCUGGGAGCAUUUCCCCAGAAAAAUCCUCUCAGUCACCUGUAACACCGAGAACUGGGAGCAUUUCCCCAGAAAAAUCCUCUCUGUCACCUGAUCAGUCACCUGUAACACCGAGACCUUGGAGCAUUUCCCCAGAAAAAUCCUCUCAGUCACCUGUAACACCGAGACCUGGGAGCAUUUCCCCAGAAAACUCCUCUCAGUCACCUGUAACACCGAGAACUGGGAGCAUUUCCCCAGAAAAAUCCUCUCUGUCACCUGUAACACCGAGAACUGGGAGCAUUUCCCCAGAAAAAUCCUCUCUGUCACCUGAUCAGUCACCUGUAACACCGAGACCUUGGAGCAUUUCCCCAGAAAAAUCCUCUCUGUCACCUGAUCAGUCACCUGGAACACCGAGACCUUGGAGCAUUUCCCCAGAAAACUCCUCUCAGUCACCUGUAACACCGAGACCUGGGAGCAUUUCCCCAGAAAAAUCCUCUCAGUCACCUGUAACACCGAGACCUGGGAGCAUUUCCCCAGAAAAAUCCUCUCAGUCACCUGUAACACCGAGACCUGGGAGCAUUUCCCCAGAAAAAUCCUCUCAGUCACCUGUAACACCGAGACCUGGGAGCAUUUCCCCAGAAAAAUCCUCUCAGUCACCUGUAACACCGAGACCUGGGAGCAUUUCCCCAGAAAAAUCCUCUCAGUCACCUGUAACACCGAGACCUGGGAGCAUUUCCCCAGAAAAAUCCUCUCAGUCACCUGUAACACCGAGACCUGAGAGCAUUUCCCCAGAAAAAUCCUCUCAGUCACCUGUAACACCGAGACCUGGGAGCAUUUCCCCAGAAAAAUCCUCUCAGUCACCUGUAACACCGAGACCUGGGAGCAUUUCCCCAGAAAAAUCCUCUCAGUCACCUGUAACACCGAGACCUGGGAGCAUUUCCCCAGAAAAAUCCUCUCAGUCACCUGUAACACCGAGACCUGGGAGCAUUUCCCCAGAAAAAUCCUCUCAGUCACCUGUAACACCGAGACCUGGGAGCAUUUCCCCAGAAAAAUCCUCUCAGUCACCUGUAACACCGAGACCUGGGAGCAUUUCCCCAGAAAAAUCCUCUCAGUCACCUGUAACACCGAGACCUGGGAGCAUUUCCCCAGAAAAAUCCUCUCUGUCACCUGAUCAGUCACCUGUAAAACCGAGACCUGGGAGCAUUUCCCCAGAAAAAUCCUCUCUGUCACCUGUAACACCGAGACCUGGGAGCAUUUCCCCAGAAAAAUCCUCUCUGUCACCUGAUCAGUCACCUGUAAAACCGAGACCUGAGAGCAUUUCCCCAGAAAAAUCCUCUCUGUCACCUGUAACAGCGAGACCUGGGAGCAUUUCUCCCCAAAAAUGCUCUGCUAGCAUUUCACGCUCUCUCAAAGAUUCCUCUGCCAUGUCAGAGAUGCGUUCUGUGUCAGUGUCAUCUUCUGAUGCUGAGAAAAUUUCCGAUGACCUCGCUUUUUUCCUCAUGAUGAGAGUCAUCAAAAAAUCUAAAUCUAAGACCAAAGAGUCUGUGUCUCUCUCAGAAGAACUAGACAUGGUCAUCGACCGUCUGAGAGAUCUGAUACAGCCUGAACUAAGCAGCACAGAGUCUGCCACAAGUCUGACAAAUAACAAGAAAAAGUUCAUCAAGAAACUAGCCAAAUGCCUCAUCAAGGAGUUUGGCUCCCCAGACAAUGUCUUAAAGGCUGCGAUAGCAAAUGAUUCGUCUUUUGAUGAGGCUCUGAUAAAGCAUCUAAAAAUCCGCCUCGGAGUCAUCCCCAGUCCUCCCAAAAAGCCCAAAAGUUUCAGGUUUUUUUCAGCAGUGGGAAAAGUUCUGCGAAAACCCUUUAGGUGGUUCACUAAAGCCAGAGAUGAUUAAAAUGACCAUUCUGGCUUUUCCCCACUGCCCUGCUUCUUUUAAAAUCUUGAAGCAGAAUGUUAGCAACAAAUCCAAAUUUUAACAACUGUAGUUCGCGCCAUGUCGUCUCCUUUUUGAUUUCCAUCCCCCCCCAACCGGUCGCAGCGGAUGGCCGCCCCUUCCUGAGCCUGGUUCCGUUGGAAGUUUCUUCCUGUUAAAGGGAGUUUUUCUUCCCCACAGUCGCCUAGUGCUUGCUCAGAGGGGGAUCAUUUGAUUGUUGGGGUUCUCUGUAGUACUGUAGGGUUUUGACCUUACAGUACAAACAGGGAGGAGACUUUGUGAUUUGGCGCUUGAUUUUUAAAAUAUCUAAUUCGGCAUGAAAUAAAAAAAUCUAAAUUAAAAAUACAUUCCAACUUUGUUUGUGUUU
This is a messenger RNA of Oreochromis niloticus (Nile tilapia), 4660 nucleotides long. Its product is annotated as caskin-2-like. The transcript has a single exon. Bases 280 to 4254 code for a protein of 1324 amino acids. The record is from RefSeq and is a predicted model, not a curated record. NCBI's taxonomy places the organism in Eukaryota, Metazoa, Chordata, Actinopteri, Cichliformes, Cichlidae.